AUGGAAGACAGAUCCCCUUUUCUGGUUCAAUCCAACGGAGACAGCAGCCGAGCGAGCCUGCAUGACCCCGACCACCUCGACCUGAGCUCCUACAACAACAAUCACAACAACAGCGCCAUCCUGGGAGCCCCGAACAACCAGCGCCACUACCGUCGCAACUCCUUCACCUUCACUCCCCUGUUCGGACGCGACGACUCUGGGGUGUACGAGGGAUCGAGCGAGAAGUAUAUCAACGACCCCAUCCAUGGGCAUGUGCUACUGAAUAACGAUUGUCUUAGUUUUAUCGACACACCGCAGUUCCAAAGACUUCGAGAUCUCAAGCAGUUGGGAUCUGCGUACUAUGUGUUCCCUGGUGCCACACAUAACCGCUUCGAGCAUUCAAUAGGAACAUCACAUCUUGCAGGAGAGCUCGUCGAGAGGUUCCGCGACACUCAACCAGAACUCGAGAUUAGCGAGAGCGAUGUUAAAUGCGUGCGACUGGCAGGACUCUGUCACGAUCUUGGCCAUGGUCCAUUCAGCCAUGUUUUUGACAACGAAUUCAUUCCACGAGCCAUCCCAGGAUCAACCUGGACACAUGAGCAAGGUUCGGAGAUGAUGCUCGAGUACCUGGUGGAUGAUAAUGCCGUGGACAUUGAUCGGGAGGAAAUCAACUUUAUAAAGGAUCUCAUUAUGGGCGAGAGACGAUAUAAUACGCAGCGCCAUGCAUUCUUAUUUGAUAUCGUCUCCAACAAGCGAAACUCUCUGGAUGUGGACAAGUACGACUAUUUGCAGCGUGAUUGCUACAAUGUCGGGAUCAAAUCUUCGAUCGACUGCUCCCGACUUAUGAAGAUGUCGAGGGUCAUUGACGAUCAGAUCUGCUGGCACCACAAGGAGGUCUACAACCUGUACGAGCUGUAUCAUACGCGCUUCAGCCUAUUCAAGAGAGUCUACACGCACCGAGUAGGCAAGGCAAUCGAGUACAUGUUGACGGACGCUCUUCUGGCCGCGGACAAAGUAAUGGGGAUUUCAUCUGCCAUUUUCAAUGGCGAGGAUUAUCUUCAUCUGACAGACGAUAUUGUGCGACAGAUCGAGCGAUCUAGAGAACCUGGCUUGGAGGAAUCAAGGGCCAUCAUAAAGCGGAUCCGCACACGCAGCUUGUACAAAUUUGUGGACGAGCUAUUGAUUCCUCGAGAAAAGUUGGGGCGUUUGACGAAACAAAAUGUGAAUGCGGUAGAGAUCGUGUCGUGCCAGGGACCAAACGACCAUCUAAAAGAAGAAGAUGUCAUUGUCGAGUUCUUGAAGAACAACUACGCGAUGAAAGAUCAGAAUCCAGUCGACGGCAUCAAGUUCUUUUCCAAGAACAACCACGCAGUUUCCUACCAUAUCCCCAAGGAAAAGGUCUCUAGUCUUAUCCCCAGUGAGUUUCAGGAAAAUAUCAUCCGAGUGUUUGCCAGAGACCCGUCCAAGGUCAGGGCUGUGCACGAAGCUUUCCGUCGCCUGAUGUCCAGAUUUUAUCGCACAAGUGAUGGAUCAAGCAACUUGCCUCCGUCCUCAACGUCUCCUUAUUAUGACUCAAGGAACACAACCCCUGAGAGAGUAAACAGCACGGCUCCGUUGGCCUGGUUACAAUCCCGACAGGCAUCGCCUACACGUAACAAGGGCGGCAGUGGUGGCAGCUUCAAAAGGCGCGACCGCAGCCAUAGCCCUUCAUCGAAUCGACGGAUAAAAACGAGUGGGCUAAGAUCCCUUGGCGAUGGUGUCGUGGAUAUCUCAGACAGCGAGGAUUGA
Gamsiella multidivaricata is the source of this 1767-nucleotide messenger RNA. RefSeq lists its product as uncharacterized. Gene Ontology annotation, biological process: dGTP catabolic process. NCBI's taxonomy places the organism in Eukaryota, Fungi, Mortierellomycota, Mortierellomycetes, Mortierellales, Mortierellaceae. The transcript has 9 exons. Bases 1 to 1767 code for a protein of 588 amino acids. Gene Ontology annotation, molecular function: dGTPase activity. Gene Ontology annotation, cellular component: nucleus. The record is from RefSeq and is a predicted model, not a curated record.